CCCAGGGUGGGGAGUGUCUUAAGCAAGAAGAAUGAGCAUCUCCCCACACAGUUAUUCUGCCUUGCACACUGUCCUGCGCACAAAGUUCUGCCUUGCACACUGUCCUGCGCACACAUGCUCUGCCUUGCACAUUGUCCUGUGCACACAUGCUCUGCCUUGCACACUCUCCUGCCACACAUAUACUGCCUUGCACACUGUCCUGUGCACACAUGCUCUGCCUUGCACACUGUCCUGCGCACAAAGUUCUGCCUUGCACACUGUCCUGAGAACACAUGCUCUGCCCACUAGCUGCUCACCUUCACAUGUGGCCAGUCACAGCUCUGAAGCACUCAGGGUUUAUUACCAGUUUCUACACAGCGUGCCAUAGUGACAGCACCUGUGACAGCCGCCUGUGUUGGCUACUGUAGGCCAUCCAGAGAAGCCUGAGGGAGCCUGUGCCCUUGCUCUGAGCCCUAACCACCUGCUAGACAUGUAGCUAAGCUCUUUCAGCUUCUUGCCUAUCCGUAAAGUCGGCACAACCUUCUGUCUCCUCCCAAAGUUCCCCCCAGAGUUUGGUAGCAUUCCAUGAGAAAAGUAUUACAGUUAUUUUAUCAGGAAAGAUUUAAUCUGUUUUACAGAUGCUUUUUAAGAACUCCCAUCGAAGUGAAAGCCAAAAGAUAAUUUGCCAGUUCUCUGUGUAUUCCUCACAUCCUAUGUGCUAGUGCCCAGGGUGUCUGAGAGAAAGACAUCCUCACAUCCUCAUAGGCGGGGCUGCGCCCACCCACCCGGCACCUCCCUUCUAUUCUGUAUCUUUUCUCACAGCCUCUGGAGGUGAAAAGGUUCGGGCCGCCAUGAUGCACAGAGGCAGCCUUGGGGCCCAUGGAAAAGGCAAUCAUCCAGUCCAUAGUCUGAGCACUUCUUAAAGGAAAGCUUGUACCAGCAAACACCCUCUCUGUGAGAUAGAGCUGGGCGUAGGCACACUGCACAGGGCAGUCUUCUGAAACAGGCUCAGAGUGAGCCUUGAUUUGCUUGAUCUCCACGACAAGAGCCUGGCCACUGCUUUAACUGGGCAUUCGAAGUCCCCCAGUAAGUGGGUCUUCCCAGGUCACUGGGUCUCUCCUGCCAUACAUGUCCUGAGUCAGCAUACAUGGGACAGCCGGCCAAGUGGAGGCUUAUGUGGUUUACCUGUCCAAGCAGGUCAUAGGGUCACAUUUAAUCCCUCUUGUCCCAUCUGCAUCCUCGUGAGGUGUAGACUCGGGCUAUGUGAAUUAUGGACCGAAAGAAUGACCCCUGUUUAUCUGCGGACAUACAGCGUUAGACUCAGCAGUGGGCUUGAGCUCACAUUAUGCCAUAAAGUGGAUCUGUUCAGGCCAAUGACAGUCUAGAAAUUAAUUAAGUAGGUGGCUUUAUCUUCAGUUACCUCUCAUGGAAAGAUAUUAAACAUCUUAACACCUUUUAUUUAUGUAAUUUGUCAAAGAAAGGGUUUGAAGCUCAAGCCAGUCCUCAGUCUGUAACUCUUGCCUCAGCUCUCUCGUAUGCCGACUUCACAUGAGUGCCACCAUCCCUGGUCAGGCACGUCCCACAGCUGUGCAGUGUGGUGACUGUAGCCCUUGGUGUAUGAUGGCAAGAACUUUCCAUUCACUUAGUCCAUGUCUUAAGUAACAUGUUAAGCUCUUCACCUUGCUGUUGGGGACAGCCAAAUGAUGGCCGCCCAGUGACCAUGAGGACAGUGGUGGUGGUGGUGGAGUGGAUGUGGUGGCAUCGACCAAGACGAUGGCUCUGAAGCAGUUUACGUAUUUAGAGGUCACCUCGCGUGAGCUAGUCUCUGUUCCCUAUGGCUUAAAAUCUUGAUUCUGCUAUGUCCCUCUUUGGCAGAGUGAGGUAGAGAGCUGAGCAGAGCUUAGGCAGGAACCUGAAACCAAAGACUCUUAAAAGCUGAAGAGAAUCAGACUGAAGAACUGUGGCGUCCACGCAUGCUGAAGCCAUCGAGGCCUUCAAAGAAGCUCUGAAACAGAAAGUCGACUUUAUCGAUGCCUAUAAAAGUCUGGGACAGGCCUACAGAGAACUGGGCAAUUUUGAAGCCGCUACCGAGAGCUUCCAGAAGGCCCUGCUGCUCAACCAGAACCAUGUGCAGACCCUGCAGCUCCGGGGCAUGAUGCUCUACCACCAUGGCAGCCUGCAGGAGGCCCUGAAGAACUUCAAGCGCUGCCUGCAACUGGAACCGUACAACGAAGUGUGCCAGUACAUGAAGGGGCUCAGCCAUGUGGCAACGGGGCAGUUCUAUGAAGGAAUUAAAGCACAGACAAAAGUUAUGCUGAACGACCCCCUUCCUGGCCAGAAGGCCAGCCCAGAGUACCUGCGGGUGAAGUAUCUCCGAGAGUAUUCUCGGUAUCUGCAUGCACACCUCGAUACUCCCCUGACGGAAUAUAACAUUGACACGGACCUACCGGGCAGCUUCAAGGACCACUGGGCCAAGAACCUACCUUUUCUCAUAGACGGCUAUGAAGAGCAGCCUGGCCUGCAGCCUCACAUCAGGGAUGUGUUACAUCAGAAUUUCGAGGGCUACAAGCCUGAAGUCCAGGAGCUGAUCUGUGUAGCUGACCGCCUGGGUUCACUGAUGCAGUACGAAACACCUGGGUUCCUGCCCAACAAGAGGAUACACAGAGCCAUGGGUCUGGCAGCGCUAGAAGUCAUGCAGGCUGUACAGCGAACCUGGACCAACUCAAAAGUCCGCAUGAACGGGAAGACGAGGCUGAUGCAGUGGAGGGACAUGUUUGACAUUGCUGUGAAGUGGAGAAGGAUCGCGGAUCCAGACCAGCCGGUGCUGUGGCUGGAUCAGAUGCCGGCACCCAGUCUCAGCAGAGGUUUCAACAACCACAUCAACCUAAUCAGGGGUCAAGUGAUUAAUAUGAGAUACCUGGAAUAUUUUGAGAAAAUACUUCAUUUUAUUAAAGACAGGAUUCUUGUUUAUCAUGGAGCAAAUAAUCCAAAGGGCUUACUGGAAGUCAGAGAAGCUCUGGAAAAGGUACAUAAAGUGGAAGACCUUCUUCCAAUUAUGAAGCAGUUCAAUACCAAAACAAAGGACGGGUUCACCGUGAACACCAAAGUACCCAGCCUCAAAGAUCAAGGGAAGGAGUAUGACGGCUUCACCAUCACCAUCACAGGAGACAAGGUCGGCAAUAUCCUAUUUUCUGUGGAAACUCAAACCACAGAAGAGAGGACACAGCUGUAUCACGCUGAAAUAGAUGCACUUUAUAAGGACCUGACAGCAAAGGGCAAAGUACUGACCCUCUCGGCAGAAUUCGGGGAGGCUGAUGCUGUCUGCAACUUAAUCUUAUCCUUAGUUUAUUACUUUUAUAAUUUAAUGCCCCUGUCUCGAGGAUCUAGUGUCAUUGCAUAUUCAGUCAUUGUGGGAGCGCUGAUGGCCAGUGGCAAAGAAGUGGCUGGGAAGAUCCCCAAAGGGAAGUUAGUCGACUUUGAAGCCAUGACAGCCCCUGGCUCAGAGGCCUUCAGCAAAAUAGCGAAAAGCUGGAUGAACUUGAAAAGUAUCUCCCCUUCCUACAAGACCCUGCCAUCAGUAUCAGAGACGUUCCCGACUCUGAGGUCCAUGAUCGAGGUGCUCAACACGGAUUCCACCCCACGGUGUCUAAAGAAACUCUAGCCGGAUCAGAGGAUUUAUACACGUGAAGGGCCAGGCCUCUCGCUUCUUAAGUUAUUUUUUAAGACAUGAAAUUAUUACAGAAUUAGGUCCUUUGUUACUUUUGAUACCAAUUUUUGAUAGGAAUUGAAUACUUGAAAACAUUUUCUUUACUUUUUCUGAACCGUAACAGAAAUCAUGAAAACGGGUUUUUGGGGAAAAACUACUUGAGCAGGAAGGGAAGUAUGUGUAUUAGCGGCAGCCGCUCGGUUCCCAUGUGUUGAGGUAUACUGUUCCUUCCUCACAGCAAAAACAUGUUUACUUCAGAAACCAAAAAUUAAUAAUUAAGAUGAAGAAAGCCAAUACCAGCAGGGCUUGUCUUCACUGUCAGAGGUGUGGGCGUCCUCAGACCUCCUUCCUGUGCACCUCUGUGGGGUGCCUCGCUACUGCCAUGCCCUCACACGUGGGCCCUCCAGCCCCCCAGAACUGUGGAAGGGCCCCAGCAUGGCUUGUGGGAAGAAGCACUGGCCAGAUGACGACAGUAUUUGCCAAUCACUGAACCAUGUUGUUCUUUUCUUUGUUGGAAAAAGCAAGCAGAGGUGAUUCCCGAAAGUCGCCGAGUUGGGCACUGGAUUAUGUUGUGUUCACGUGUGAGCUGGUUUUGCUUUCGGGUGUCAGAGCGUUUAGAAUGUUUCUUGUUUCCUCAGUCAGGGCGGAAGAUGGAGGAACAAGGUCCAGUAAAGGCUGCAGUUUCAAACCGUG
Molecule: messenger RNA, 4378 nt
Organism: Rattus norvegicus (Norway rat)
Lineage: Eukaryota; Metazoa; Chordata; Mammalia; Rodentia; Muridae
Gene: Ttc13
Product: tetratricopeptide repeat domain 13
Source: RefSeq, a predicted model, not a curated record